AUGGCCACAGUUGAUGAUGAUGAUGAAGAUGCUGAUGAUGAAAAUGCUCAUGAUGAAGAUGCUAAUGAUGGAGAUGCUGAUGAUGAAGAAGCUGAUGAUGAAGAUGCUGAUGAUGAAGAUGCUGAUAAUGAAGAUGCUGAUGGUGAAGAUGCUGAUGAUGAAGAUGCUAAUGAUGGAGAUGCUGAUGAUGAAUAUGCUGAUGAUGAAGAUGCUGAUGAUGAAGAUGCUGAUGAUGAAAAUGCUCAUGAUGAAGAUGCUAAUGAUGGAGAUGCUGAUGAUGAAGAUGCUGAUGAAGAAGAUGCUGAUAAUGAAGAUGCUGAUGGUGAAGAAGCUGAUGAUGAAGAUGCUGAUGAUGAAGAUAUGAUGUAG
This is a messenger RNA of Dreissena polymorpha, 369 nucleotides long. Its product is annotated as prostatic spermine-binding protein-like. Bases 1 to 369 code for a protein of 122 amino acids. The record is from RefSeq and is a predicted model, not a curated record. The transcript has 3 exons. Lineage: Eukaryota; Metazoa; Mollusca; Bivalvia; Myida; Dreissenidae.